This is a messenger RNA of Paramisgurnus dabryanus, 3387 nucleotides long. RefSeq names its product G protein-coupled receptor 158b (gene gpr158b). The record is from RefSeq and is a predicted model, not a curated record. Gene Ontology annotation, cellular component: membrane. Lineage: Eukaryota; Metazoa; Chordata; Actinopteri; Cypriniformes; Cobitidae. Gene Ontology annotation, molecular function: G protein-coupled receptor activity. Gene Ontology annotation, biological process: G protein-coupled receptor signaling pathway.
AUGGCGCACGCCACCAACUUCCUAAACAUGCUUCUUCACGCCAACACGUCCAGGGAGCAACAUAUCAAGAGGGACAUCCAGUGGUACCAUGCGCUGGUGAGGAGUAUGUUGGAAGGGAAUCCCAAAAUCCAUCGGGCAGUGGUCACAUUUCACACGGCGUCUCCAGAGGCGCACGGUCCGCAGUUAUUUCUACAGGGGACCAGAGCCGAGAACCAAAUCGUGCUUCAGGAUCUCUCCGUCAGCGCGCACCAUCGACUUAAAAACAGGACAUCUGAGUCCGAGUGGUACAACGAGUUUAGGGACCGAAAGGGAGCUCACUUUCUCAAAAGUAGGGGGCUUCUGGUAGCACAGGGCGGAUAUGUUUUGGACAGAAGUCAUGUGAAAUGGUCUGCGCCCUAUCUGGAGUGUGAACAUGGCAGUUUUGUGCCACACUGGCUGUUGACACUGUCUGCAGGUUUCUAUGGCUUGAAGAACAACACAGCUCCAGAGUUUAGAGGAGUUGUACGUGUAGAUGUUAAUCUACAGGAUGUGGACAUUGACCAGUGCUCCAGCAGUGGCUGGUUUGCAGGCACUCAUCGCUGUAACUUGACAACUAUGGAGUGUAAGCCAAUUGUAGGCCAUGGAUUUGUGCUGGACAAGUACAAGUGUCAAUGCAAAUCAGGUUUUUACCAUCCAAGUCGAGUGGCACUGAAUGGCUUCCCAAAAUCGGACCGGGGCUCAUACAGUGAUGAAUUCUGGGAAGUGCCUGAUAGAUGUCUGCCGUGCCAGAAAGGAUGUUUGUUCUGCACUGACGACACACCAUGUCUGGCUCAAGAAGACACUGCUCUCCGUCUGGCCAUGGUCUCCUUUCAAGGUUUCUGUAUGCUCCUGGACUUCAUCAGCAUGCUGGUUGUCUACCACUUUCGGCGCAACAAGAGAAUCAGAGCAUCUGGUCUUAUUCUUGUUGAAGCAAUACUUUCAGGAUCUGUACUUCUCUACUUUCCUCACACCUCCAAAGCCAUCUGUGAUAGUCAACAGCUCAUGCAUGUGGUUUUAAAAUUGUUCCUGUCACGCACGGCCCAGCGGAUCCCCUACAUGACCAGCUGGAGAGUUCUGCGUCUGCUUGCCGUGAUUCUGCUUGUGGUUCUUUGGUUCCUAGUGGCCUGGACCUCAGCCGUAUGCCAGAGCCAUGACACCCAACAUGCCCUUGUUGACAGCGGGGUCACCCCAGAGGGCCUGCAGUUUAACAUGUGUCUGUUGAAUAGCUGGGACUACAUGAUGGCUGCCGCCGAGUUCCUCUUCCUGCUGUGGGGCGUCUAUCUGUGUUAUGCUGUAUGGACUGUGCCAUCCGCCUUUCAUGAGCCACGCUACUUGGCGGUCGCCAUUUAUAAUGAACUCCUUAUCUCUGCAAUCUUCCACAUCAUUAGGUUCACUCUUGGGACUGGGCUGCAUCCAGACUGGAUGCUAAUGUUAUUUUUCGUCCAUGCACACUUGACAGUGACUGUUACAUUGGGUUUACUUCUUAUUCCAAAGUUCCUUUUCACUGGGACUCAUACACGGGAAGACAUUGUCACAGAGGCUUUUGAGGAUGAGCUGGAUAUGGGUCACUCAGGUUCUUGUCUGAACAGCAGCAUAACAUCUGCCUGGAGUGAGCACAGUCUGGACCCUGAGGACAUUAGGGAAGAACUAAAGAAACUCUACUCCCAGUUAGAGAUAUAUAAAAGAAAGAAGAUGCUGGCCAAUAACCCACACUUACAGAAAAAGCGCAGCUCCAAGAGGGGUCUUGGACGGACGAUAAUGCGGCGAAUCACAGAAAUACCAGAGACAGUGAGUCGGCAGUACAGCAGAGAAGACAGGGAAACCAAUGAGCAUGGAAGCAACAAAAAUACCUUGCGGAGAAAUCCUUUUGACCCAUCUCAUUCCGGCAAGUCAAGGGAAGAAUCUCUGAGGAUCAAGAUGUUCUCACUUAAGAGAUCUCAUAGCUAUGACCAUACACAUGACGAAGGUGGGGAAUCAAAUAGGGUGUCUGAUGAUAAAAUAGACAACUCCACCACUGAGACAUCACUGCUUGACACCUUGAUGGGCCGGAGGUCUAACAAGAAGAACCCUGAUGUACCAAAAGUCGAGUUAGCUGAAUCUGCUGAGUCAGUGCCCUUAGUGUGCAAGUCAGUUAGUGCACAUAACCUGGCUGCAGACAAAAAGCCUGUACAUCUGCGAACUUCAAUGUUACAGAAAUCCCUGUCUGUGAUUGCUAGUGCCAGAGAGAGGACACUAGGAAUAGCGGGGAAGACGCACAGCGUUGAGGAUGCAAGUAAGAAGAGUCAAAAAGAAAAAGACAGUACUGUACUUUCAGAAGUUGAGGAAUCCCCUGAAUGUUUUCCCAAAAUGAUCAUUAGCCAGUCGGUUGAGUACACCAAAACACCAAGUAAGAUGGGCAUCAUGAAGCAGCAGGUGAGUGGCAGUCAGCCCUCCAUUUGUUCCGAGCCUGGAAGGAGCAAGGAUCUGUACGACCUCUCUGAGAUUUGCCCUUGGGAAGUCGAGGACCUACCGACUCCUUCUGAGGGGAAGGCUCAAAAGCAUGUUUCCAUCGCCGUAACUGAAACUGACAACAUUCGAGCAAGCAGCCCAAAAAGUGGACGCUCUCAACACAAACAAAAAGGGGUGGGCCAAUCUCCUUUAGGCCGCCAUCACUCAAGAGAUAAGACUGGGGACAGCGAUGAAGGGAGGAAACCCAAAUCACCUCUCAACCUCAGUGCCCACAAAGAUUCAAGUCCAUGGAACUUUGACGAUCAGUAUGUCCAAGAAACAGAGACCGCGGGACUGUCCCCUGACAGAAUAAGACGCAAGAAAAGUGUUACACCGACAGAUGGAAAGCCUAAGAUCAUCCUCUCAGAUAUAUCCAAGUCCACAGGAAGCCUUUUGCAACCUCCAGCUUUCAUGGUGGAUAUUUGCCCUUGGGAUUACGAUCCACCCGUGUCCCCAAACCAAGACAAGACGUCCAGCCUCACACAUCAUUCAAAGAGACGGGAUUCUUGUUCAAAAAGGAAAGGAUUGUGCUCUUCUAAAGAUAAAGCAAAGGAUAAAGAGGAGGAUAAACGAAGGAGCAACUGUCGGGAGCGGAGAAGCUCCUCAAGCAAACCCUCAGAGAAACGUCGCCCAAGCCAAUCAGCAGAUGGUGACCAAGUUACCACAGUGGUGUCUGGCAGGAGAAGAAACUCUACUAAAGAGACAGCGGUGAGCAGCAGUAAACAUGCAGAAGUUCGUCCCUGGGAUACUGAGACAAUGCCAAAUGAAAAACAGCCUCCAACAUCUGAGAACCACACAAAUCGAACACCAGUCGAUUAUCUCAACAUGGCUGAAGUCUGUCCAUGGGACUUUGAUGAUAAGCUGUCAGGGAAAAAUGCAUGA